This is a messenger RNA of Strongyloides ratti, 672 nucleotides long. RefSeq names its product Karyogamy protein, KAR9 family-containing protein. Lineage: Eukaryota; Metazoa; Nematoda; Chromadorea; Rhabditida; Strongyloididae. Bases 1 to 672 code for a protein of 223 amino acids. The transcript is spliced from 2 exons. The record is from RefSeq and is a predicted model, not a curated record.
AUGAAACAAUUAAAAUAUCUUUUUUUUAUAAUAAUAUUUUUAUUGUUAAUUAAUUUUACAUUAUCUAUUAACGAUGACUAUCCAAAUGUUCUAUUAACAUUAGAGAAUAAUCCAGAAUUUCUAACUAAAGCAAAAAAUAGUACUAUUAUUGAGGUAAAAAAUGUUUUAAGAAAUAUUUCUAUAACUUAUGAAGAUCAAGUUGAUAAUGUUAAAAAAAUAUUGAAUUCUGAUCCAAAUGUUAAGGGACUAUUUGAAAAAAUAGAAAAACAGUUUAAAAAAACAAUUGAUCAGAAAUUAAAAUUAAUAAGACGUAAUUUUGAAAUAAUAUAUAAAAAUGUUACUGCUAAUAUAACUGAUCCUGAAGUAAAACUUGUAGCAAAUACAUUAGCUUCUGUCAUCAGAAAUACAUCAAUGCCAUUAAGUGAAUUGGAAUUAAAAAUAAAAACAAUUUUUGAAAAUAUUGAACCAAACAUUAGUGAUCAAUUAAAAGUAUUAAUACCAAAAGAACUUAAUUUACAAAUAAACUUUAAAUCUAAACCAUGGACAGCAAAGUUUGUAGAUGGACUAAAAAGUUUUGGUAGAAAAAUUAAGAAUUUUUUUAAUGGUAAUAAAAAUAGCAAUAAUUAUGAACAAGUUGCACUUUCUUCUAAUGACACUUCUAAAAUUAAAUAA